AUGACAGAGUUCAAAAAUUUGCAGACAGCUUAUGACUACUACAACGAAUACGAUCGCAAAAAAGGAUUCUUGAUGAGGAGAUUGAAGGUGGGUCGUAGAACAAAGUACGAGGUCGGAGGGCAAAAUCAUUUUGCAGAUAUUCAUGUGCUCAAGGAAAAGAGAGCGAGAGGGGAAACACAUACAGCGGGGAUCGGGGAGAGAGGUAGAUGGAUCCUCGACCUAUCACACGGUGCAGAUGCGAGGUUUAUGGGUCUGAUGCGAUCACACAGAUCAGUCAAGGAAGGUAAUUUGCACCAAAUCAAUUCAAUGAGGAAAGCUAGCUUGCGAGUGCCGACGAUAUUCCGCACUUUUGUCAAUCAGUCUAGGGGAUUUGAGACUGUUGGGUUCGAGAUAAAGGAUAUCUAUAACGCAAUAGAGAAGCAAAGGCGGGCAGGCACAACAAAUGCUAAUGCCAGUGUGUUCAAGGAUGUCUUGAGAUUUGACGCAACGUACAGUCAAAACAAAUACAAAUAUCCGUUGGUAAUAUUCUCAAGUGUGGACCAUCAUAUGAGGACGGUGGUGUUUGGUUGCGCAAUUUUGAGCAACGAGAGUGAAGAAAGCUAUUUGUGGUUGUUGCGGUUAUUUCUUGAGGCAAUGAAAGAAAAACAGCCGAAAUCCGUCAUGAGAGAUGGGGAUCUUGCAAUGAAGAGUGCAGUUAGUACAGUUUUUCGUCGUGCACAUCAUAGGUUGUGUAGCUGGCAUUUGUUAAGGAAUGCCACUGCUAAGGUUGGACGGCCUGGGUUUCUUUGA
This is a messenger RNA of Arachis stenosperma, 789 nucleotides long. RefSeq names its product protein FAR1-RELATED SEQUENCE 5-like. The record is from RefSeq and is a predicted model, not a curated record. Gene Ontology annotation, biological process: regulation of DNA-templated transcription. Bases 1 to 789 code for a protein of 262 amino acids. The transcript has 3 exons. Lineage: Eukaryota; Viridiplantae; Streptophyta; Magnoliopsida; Fabales; Fabaceae.